AUGGAGGAGGACAUUGAAAUCUUUCUUGAUUUCCUCGAGUCUCAGGAUGACGAGGACUCCUCAUGCGGCAUUCUGAACGCCCCACCUGCCAAGCACAAGGCCGACGCCACUGAAGAAGAGCAGCAGCAGCAGCAGAAGCGCAUCAACUCGCCAUCGAAUGGCCCCGUCCUCACGGAGGAACAGAGCAGGCCGGUCGAUGCAGUGGUCGGACGGCGCAGGAGCGCGUUUGUGACUGGAGAUGCUGGCACGGGCAAGUCGGUUGUCUUGCGAGCCAUCGUCGAGGGUCUCGAGGCACAAAUGUUGAACGUCGCCAAAGCGGCCUCGACGGGCAUCGCGGCAGUGGCCAUCGGAGGCACCACUCUCCACUACCUGCUCCGCAUGGGUGCUUGCGAUGCUCCGAUGGAGGAAUUGGUCAAUCAAGCCAGGGAGAGACGUACGAACAACCCCUCCAAGGUCAUGUGGCGGGGUCUCGACGUGCUCGUGCUCGACGAAAUAUCCAUGUUCGACGCGGAGUUCUUUGACAAGGCCGAGCGCAUCAUCGCGGCCUACAGAGGCCGUGAAGAGUUGCCGUUCGGUGGCCUCCAGAACAUCACCAAGACCAUGGAGGGGCGAAUCUGGCAACUGCCCCUUAGACUGGCGUGGGCGCUCACGAUCCACCGCGUCCAAGGCAUGACGCUCGAGAAGGCGGAACUCAGGAUGAGGGAGAUCUUCCAGUACAGUCAAGGCUACGUUGGCUUCUCCCGCGUGAAGACCCUCGACGGACUCUUCCUCCACGAUCUCGACCCUGGCAGUAUUUGA
This is a messenger RNA of Acanthamoeba castellanii str. Neff, 798 nucleotides long. RefSeq names its product PIF1 helicaselike protein. NCBI's taxonomy places the organism in Eukaryota, Discosea, Longamoebia, Acanthamoebidae. Gene Ontology annotation, molecular function: DNA helicase activity. The coding region runs from base 1 to 798 and encodes 265 amino acids. The transcript has 2 exons. Gene Ontology annotation, biological process: telomere maintenance; DNA repair. The record is from RefSeq and is a predicted model, not a curated record.